AUGGCAACGGAGAAGUGGCAUUACAAUGUGGUGUCGUUGCUCUCCGGAACUGAGAGGUCCUUUCUCAUCCGUAACAAUGGCGAGAAGGUAGCCAUCAGCAGUCUUGACGGGAAAAAGUUUGGUCUCUUCUUGUCGGACAUCUGUUACGAAAGAAUCGUCACUGAUGAUCUGAUCAAAGUAUACAAUCAACUGUCCACGGAGGGCCGUGAUUUCGAGAUUGUCUUCGUGUCAUGUGAUUCAUGCGAGGAGACCUUCAAUAGGUACUUCUCAUAUAUGCCAUGGUUGGCAGUCCCAUUUGCAGACUCCGACACAUGCGAAAGGCUACAUGAUCAUUUCGACAGUUUCGAGGAGUAUUAUCCCGCUCAGCUUGUCAUAUAUGAUGCCGCUAUUGGCAUGGUCAUUAACGAAGAAGGUCUCCGAGCUGUGGCAAAAUAUGGUGUAAACGGGUAUCCAUUUACUGUUAAGAGGUUCUACGAGUUGGAGGCGGCUGCUAAGAAGGAACAAAGUCUUCGAAGUCUGUUGGUUUCGCCGUCCCGGGACUACUUGAUCUCCAAUGAUGGAUCCAAGGUGGGAUUAGGUUAG
Musa acuminata AAA Group (dessert banana) is the source of this 582-nucleotide messenger RNA. RefSeq names its product probable nucleoredoxin 1. The transcript has 3 exons. NCBI's taxonomy places the organism in Eukaryota, Viridiplantae, Streptophyta, Magnoliopsida, Zingiberales, Musaceae. The record is from RefSeq and is a predicted model, not a curated record. Bases 1 to 582 code for a protein of 193 amino acids.